Messenger RNA from Gaeumannomyces tritici R3-111a-1, 4018 nucleotides. RefSeq names its product vacuolar protein-sorting protein bro-1. Gene Ontology annotation, cellular component: endosome. NCBI's taxonomy places the organism in Eukaryota, Fungi, Ascomycota, Sordariomycetes, Magnaporthales, Magnaporthaceae. The record is from RefSeq and is a predicted model, not a curated record. The coding region runs from base 676 to 3681 and encodes 1001 amino acids. Gene Ontology annotation, molecular function: protein binding. Gene Ontology annotation, biological process: protein transport to vacuole involved in ubiquitin-dependent protein catabolic process via the multivesicular body sorting pathway. The transcript is spliced from 4 exons.
CUUUGGUCGAGAGUCGAGUGCGUCUGUCAGACGGGUUCUGCCAGCAGUUGAUGCUUAGCCUGGGUUGGCGCACAUGCAGGCUCACAAUCUGCGUUUAGCUUUUGGCCCCCCGCAUCUCACCACAUCCUUAGGUGCAGCGCACCAGACGGCCACCACCCCGCUUUGCCUCGUCGUGGCAGGCACGACACACCACCACCACCACGGACAAGCACCUGAACGAUUGAAGUCGCACACCGCAACCGCCUGCGCCUCCAUCAAGCACAGGCACAGCCGACAAACGCCCAAUCCCUGCCCGAACACCACUGGCGCCGGCCCAUCCCACUCCCACAUCCUGAUCUGCCGAGGCGGAACAAGCCCAAGCCCGUCAGACGUGCCUUGCGGUUGCUGUUGUUGUUGGGCUCGGGCGACGCACCCGUCAAACUCGGAUCAGCAUUACCCAAGCAGGCUGGCAGCUGCUUCCGAUCCGUCGACCUCGCUCCACCAACCAAAAAAACACACGGCGACAUCCAAAACCGCACAUCUGCGUGACACGCCCGGAACCCCUUCCCCUGCCUUCGCAGCCCUUCCAAACCUCGAGUCGCCCAUCCUCCAUCGCCCGGAACCCGCCUCUGGACUACUGUACCGCGCUCGCGCACCCAAAGGCCGAGGGCAGUGUGCCCCGCCGCCGCCGACAAGAUGACGCAGGCGCCCAUGAUAUCGGUGCCGCUCAAGGCAACCAACGAGAUUGACUGGGUGGCCCCGCUGAAGAACUAUAUCCAGAACACGUACGGCGACGAUGCCGAACGCUACGCCGAGGAGUGCGCCGCCCUCAACCGUCUGCGCCAGGACAUGCGCGGCGCCGGGAAGGACAGCACCGCCGGCCGCGACUUGCUCUAUCGAUACUAUGGCCAGCUCGAGCUGCUGGACCUGCGCUUUCCCGUCGACGAGCAGCACAUCAAGAUAUCAUUCACAUGGUUCGACGCCUUCACACACAAAUCAACAUCCCAGUACUCGCUGGCGUUCGAAAAGGCAUCCAUCAUCUUCAACAUCUCGGCCGUCCUCUCGUGUCACGCCGCCCACCAGACCCGCUCCGAGGAGCCGGGCCUCAAGACGUCUUAUCACUCCUUCCAAGCCUCGGCCGGCAUGUUCACCUACAUCAACGAGAACUUCCUGCACGCACCUUCGUCCGACCUCAGCCGCGAUACCGUCAAGUCUCUGAUAAGCAUCAUGCUGGCCCAGGCGCAGGAGGUGUUCCUGGAAAAGCAGAUCACAGACCAGAAGAAAGUUGGCCUCCUGGCCAAGCUUUCCAGCCAAGCGCAUUCGCUGUACUCGCAGGCUAUCGAUGGCAUACAGGAGAACGUCAAUAAGGCCAUAUUUGAGAAAGUAUGGCUAAUGUUUGUGCAGAUCAAAUCUGCCCUGAUGAACUCAAUGGCACAGUACUACCAGGCUCUGGCAGACGACGAUGCCAACUCCCAUGGCGUUGCUGUUGCCCGCCUGCAAGUCGCCGAAAGCGCCGCCAAGGAGGCCAGCAGGAUCGCCGCCAAUUUCCCCGGUACCGUUCCGCCCAACUCCAACCUCACCAAUGAAACGGGCCCACUCCUAUCCGAACUCGCCAAGAGGCAACUAUCUGCUGUCCAGGUGAAGCUUGGGGAGUUCACCAAGGACAACGACUUCAUCUACCACCAAACUGUGCCGGCAGAGGCAAGUAUCUCGCCGGUUCCGAAGCUGCCGGCGGCCAAGCCGAUCCCGGUUAGUGAACUGUAUGCUGGGCAAGAUAUCCAACGCAUUACAGGCCCCGACCUAUUCGCCAAGAUUGUACCGUUUGCCGUCACAGAAUCCGCAAGUCUGUAUGAUGAAGAGAAGGCAAAGCUGGUCAGGGCCGAGACGGAGCGGGUGGAUCUCGCCAAUAGUGAGAUGGCGGCGAGCCUAGACUAUCUGAGGCUGCCGGGGGCGCUGGAGGUGCUCAAGGGAGGCUUUGACCAGGACGUAUCGCCCGAUGAGGAUUUUCGCACUUGGUGUGUGGACGUGGCCGAUCACGAAGAUCCGAACUCCAUUUUCGAUUCUCUCAGGACGGAGAAGGAGCAGAUACUGGCACUGUUGGACCGCAGCUCAAAGCAACUGGAUAUGGAAGAACACGUAUGCGAGAAGAUGAGGUCAAAGUACCAAGACGACUGGACACAGCAACCGAGCGGGAAGUUGACGGCGACGCUGAGGGGCGAUCUGCGGAAUUACCGCGAGGCGCUGGACGAGGCAGCAAAGAGCGACGGACAACUAGCGACGAAGCUACGGCAGAACAGCACCGAGAUCGAAACGAUGCGCACGGCGGCGCAGCACGGCGAGAUCGAUGCUAUGUUCCAACAAGCACUGAGCAGGGUCAAGGGAAAGUCGAGCAAUACCAACAGUCCGGGCGGAGCUGGCGAGCAGAACCUUUUGGACGCCGACUUUGAUGACGGGAAGUUGAGCGUUAUGGAUCAAAUCAACCGGGUCGAGGAGAUUCUCAAGAAGUUGAAUCAGCUGAAGAGGGAACGAAACCACGUGCUCAAAGACCUCAAGGACAAGGCGCAUAACGACGACAUCUCCCAGAUCCUGAUCCUGAACAAGAAGUCGAUAGCAAACUAUGAGCAACAACUGUUCCAGUCGGAGCUGGAAAAGUUCAGGCCGCUGCAAACACGGCUUGUACAGGCCGGGCACAAGCAGUCAUCGCUGAUGAAGGAGCUUUCGGGCACAUUCAACACGCUCCUGCAAGACAAGCGAGUCAAGGCGGAGCAGAGCAAGUACGAGUCGGUCCAAAGACAGCGCAGCAGCGUAAUAAACCGGUACAAGCGCGCGUAUCAGGAGUUUCUGGACCUCGAGGCAGGUCUACAAAGCGCAAAGCGGUGGUACGGCGAGAUGAGGGAAACGGUCGAGAGCCUCGAAAAGAACGUCGAGACAUUUGUCAACAACCGGCGCUCUGAGGGCGCACAGCUGCUGAACCAGAUCGAGCAGGAGCGGGCGGCCACCAAGUCGUCACACGCGGAGCUGGAGCGCGAGAGGUUGAGGGAGCUCAUGGAGCGCAUGAACGUUGAGGGUGGCCAGCAGACGCCGGCAUCCCCGCCAAAGCAGGCGGCAGGCGGCUCGGCCCGGCCGAUCCCUGCGCCUCUGUUCCAGACUGGUGGGGCGCCGAGGUAUCCGCAGGCGAACUUCCAGGGCCAGUACCAGAUCCCGACCUCUCCGCCGCCGCAGCAGGCCAACAUGCCACAGUCGUUUAUGCAGCCGCACCAGCAGUCGCACCAGCAGCAGCACAUGCACCAGCAGUCGCAGCACCACUUCAGCCAGCCGGCCUCGUACAACCCGAGCCAACACGGGCGGAUGCCGGGCCCGACGUCGCCGGCUCCAACGCAGACCACGUUUGGUAUCAACGCGAUGCGGCAGGGGCCGGCGUCGCCCCCGCCAACGCAGUCGACCUUUGGGCAGCCGCGGCCCUUUAGCACAUAUGGAAACCCGAACCCGCCGUCGACUCCGAAUCAGCAGCAACACUUCGCCCCGGCAGGAUAUGUGCCCCCACCCCCUCCCGGGCCGCCGCCGCUGGGGCCGCAGCAGACGUAUCAUGUGCCGCAGGCGGACUUUCACAACAGGCCAAACUCCGGGCAGCAGCAGCACCAGCAACAGCACCAGCAGCAGCAGUCUGCGGAUCCUUGGGCGGGACUCAACGCAUGGAAAUGAUGAGGGAGUGGGGUUGUUUGAUAAAGCGCGUUCAUCGUGUUGAAAACCUUAUUCAUUCCUAAAUAGCACUAUGGAAGAAGAUUACAUGGAAGAAAUCGCCUUGCGGGGAAAUGGGAGUUAUUAUUUGUCGCCGCUAGAGAAUUCAAGGGGAGUCGCUCUUGACACUGUUGCCUGGACCACAACAAGGCCAAGUAUGAGCCGGAGGUCAAAGUUUUGACUUUUAUGCACAGCGACCAUGGCUAGGUAUUUCUGUAUAGGUCAUGGCAUCUCGCAAGACUGUCAUCUCUCUGCUCGAUGAUUUUUUUAUCUGCUCGGCCGCAACCAGUGCAAUCCCGGG